Molecule: messenger RNA, 1794 nt
Organism: Naegleria fowleri
Lineage: Eukaryota; Heterolobosea; Eutetramitea; Acrasida; Naegleriidae
Exons: 1
Coding region: 1-1794 (597 amino acids)
Biological process (GO): biosynthetic process
Molecular function (GO): pyridoxal phosphate binding
Source: RefSeq, a predicted model, not a curated record
AUGAUUCGAAAGCUUGUGUUGGGAAGCCUUCAUCAAACUCCGAUUAUGGGUCGGCUGCAACGAUCAUCAUCAUCAUCAUUGGCAAUACAAGGAUUCAUCUCAACACCCUCCUCAUCCAGUAGUGGAGAUGUUGGGCUCUCCUCGAGUUGCUUCAAUAAUGGCCAGUUGGAGCAAGAACCUGCGACGAGUCGGAGGGGAAAUUCUUUUCAAGCUUGUGCCACUAUGAAUCAUCAUCAACGUGUUGCAACGGAAAGUGAGAGGAGAAAUAACACCUGGUGGGAAUCUAGUUGUGAAGUAGUAGUGGAUACAGAUGAUCAUCAACAUCAUUCAUCAUUAAACAGUCGUAAUGCUGUCGGAAAUAACCAAGUAGUGCUGGAGAGAAAUAUUUCAUCAAGACAAGAAUUCUAUCAGGUCCAUUAUUAUGACAUGAAUAAUACUAAUAGUACCAGUUACAACAACAUCAACAACCACAGCAACAACUAUACUCACCAUCAUCAUUCUAGGAAAAGUACAAAUCGUAUUUUGAAUGUUUCUUGUAUCAAAACGAAUCAUCAUGGACUGAUUCAUCAUACACAGCAAUUUAUCCAUCGGAAUUAUGGUACUACAGUGAUAAAUCAGCCUUUCUUUUUAGAGAGAUACUUUGCUAGAUAUGAAUUUCACACCAAAUAUUUGUUGAGUUCAUCAGACUGUGAAUCCAUGAGUAUUCGAGAAUUAAUCGGAGAGAAUAAUGAAUUUCGAGAGGGACUAUUAAAUUGUCAUUUGGGAUAUACAGACACGAAAGGAGAUUUGGAGUUAAGAGAAUUAAUUAUUAACAAACAUCCAAAUUGGUAUGGUGAUGUGGCUGGAAAGCCUCCCUCUAAUCGUCUCGCUGCAUCCAAUGUUGUUAUAACAACAGGAGGCGUAGAACCCAUACUCGUGUUUGCAAUGACUUGUCUAACCAAAGAUAGCCACAUUAUUAUUCAAUCUCCCAGAUAUCAGGCUCUCUCUGAAAUUACAAAUAUUGCAAAAACAAAACACUCUUUUUGGCAUGCGAAAUUAGUGAAUCAAAAGUGGACAUUUGAUGUGCAAGAUUUAGAAAAAUUAAUUCAACCCAAAACAACGGCCAUCAUUCUCAAUCCCAUUCAUAAUCCAACUGGACAUAUGCACACACUAGAGGAAUAUUUAAAGAUUAUUGAAAUUGCCAAGAGCCAAAAUAUUCUCAUAUUUUCUGAUGAAGUUUAUCGAGGAUUGGAAUAUACAGAGCAAGAUGCAUCCAUACCCUCACUAUCAGCACUGUAUCACAACGCCAUCUCCAUGAAUGUCAUGUCUAAAUCGUAUGGCCUUGCAGGACUUCGACUGGGAUGGGUUGUCUCUCAGAAUCAACAAAUUUUAGAAAACAUUGUAAAGGGAAAAGACUUUACGACUAUUUGCAAUCCAGCUCCAUCCGAAUAUUUGGCAAAAAUUGCACUCAAGCAAUCAGAACAAAUCUUACACAACAAUAGACAAAUAGUCACAAAUAAUUUGAAGAUUGCAGAGGAAUUUUUCAAAUCAGAAGAAAACUCCAAAUUAUUUGAAUGGAUACCACCAAAAGCAGGCCCUAUUUGUUUUAUUGGUUUUAAGGAUGGUAGAGAGGGUGCCUUUAGAUUUUGUGAGAGAGUGGUGAAGGACUGUGGUGUCAUGCUACUUCCUUCGACGGUUUACAAUCGAUUGGACGAUGCUCAUGUUCGUAUUGGUUUGGGACGAAAAAAUUUUGCAGAGGGUUUACAAGUAUUGUCAAAAUAUAUGACAUCAUCAUGUCAUCAUUGUCAUCAUUAA